GAUGUAGGGAACGUGGCGAAGGCUUUGCCCGCGAGUGCCGGGUGGUUCCCGCAGCGUGGAUCCCGGCAGCCCCCCCGGCACGGCGAGGACGGGGAGCCCGUCCAGCGGGAAAUCCAAGCCUGGCAUUAUUUUAGGGAGAGACAGAGUUAAAGUUGGCAAAGGAGGGUUUGCUCAUGGCACGUGGUUCCAUGUCAGCCGCGGUGCGCAGCCUGCAGAGGCAACGCAGGGAACGCGCCGGAGGAAUUCACCAUGAGGGAAAAGAGUCGCUGCUCACAGAGAAAUUAGAGUUUGCGUUCGGGGAGCCAAGCUGAUCCCACCCAGCAGCGCCGGCGAGCGCGCCAGCGGCUGACCAUGUUCAACGGCGAUGCCAGCUCCUCGGCGGCCAGGAAUGUCGUCCGCAGCUCCAGCAUCAGCGGCGAGAUGUACAACAUCGAGAAGAGCGCGCGGGGCAGCGCCGACUCCGUCACCAUCACCGCCAGCAAGAAGAGACGCUCCAGCCUGGGCGCGAAGAUGGUGGCCAUCGUGGGGCUGUCCCAGUGGAGCAAGAGCACGCUGCAGCUCAACCAGACCGAGGGCGGCCCCAAAAAGCUGCGCAGCAACAUUCGGAGGAGCACGGAGACCGGCAUCGCGGUGGAGAUGAGGACCAGGGUCACCCGGCAGGGCAGCCGGGAGUCCACGGACGGCAGCACCAACAGCAACAGCUCCGACGGGACGUUCAUCUUCCCCACGACCCGGUUGGGCGCCGAGAGCCAGUUCAGCGAUUUCCUCGACGGGCUGGGGCCGGGGCAGCUGGUGGGACGGCAAACGCUGGCCACCCCGCCGAUGGGUGAUGUCCACGUCGGCGUGGCUGACCGCAACGGGCAGCUGGAGGUGGAGGUGAUCCAGGCGAGGGGACUUAUCCCAAAGAUGGGCUCCAAGUGCAUCCCUGCCACCUACGUGAAAGUUUACCUGCUGGAGAACGGCGUCUGCCUGGCCAAAAAGAAGACCAAGGUGGUGAAGAAAACCUGCGACCCAUCGUAUCAGCAGCCCCUGCUCUUCGAGGAGAGCCCUCAGGGCAAAGUCCUGCAGGUGAUCGUCUGGGGAGAUUACGGGCGCAUGGACCACAAGUGCUUCAUGGGGAUGGCCCAGAUCGUCUUGGAAGAGCUCGAUCUCUCCACCGCGGUCAUGGGCUGGUACAAACUCUUCCCCACCUCCUCGCUGGCCGAUUCCAGCAUCGGACCUCUGACGCGCCGCCUCUCCCAGUCCUCCCUGGAGAGCUCCACCAGCCCCUCCUGCCCAUAGGCAGCGGCUGGGAGGAGGCUGGGAGGAGAAAGGAGACGUCCUGACCUACCAAAACUGUUAGUGGAUGCCUGUAAAUACCCUCUCCUUCUUUAUUUUUUUUUCUCCCUUUUGUUUUCUUUUUUACAACCUCCUUCCUCAACGCCCCCUGCUCUCCACACGCUCCUCCCCGAGCACGCGUCCCGGUGCGCAGAGGGGGACGUUGGAGAGGGAGUGAGGGCCGUGUGUUUUGAGGUAGGGGGAAGGAGAAGCAAAAAAUCCCCACCCCUCCGUGAGGCAGACGGGGCCCACGGCUGCCGAGCGAUCCUGAGACUGUUACCCACGCGUCAUCCCGGUGGGAAAGACCCGCGGCGCCGCGUCUCUCCUGCCCGAGAGAGCAUCUCGGUCCAAUUCAUUCAGCGCCGCUGCGAGCAGCACGGUGAUGAGGUUUCUUUUCCUUGGGUUUCGUUUCCUUGCCUCUGAGGAAAAGGGAGCUUCGCAAAGAGGAAAAAACUCAGAAAAACAGUCCAACUCAGCACUAUUUUCUUUUCCAAGGAAUGUAGCAUCUUCUCUUAUGUAGCUUGCCACGUGCGAACACCACUCACUCUCUGCAAUAUCGAAGAGACUCCGGAUUGACCAGAAACAUCUGCCAGUCCCUUCCCGUUUGUUCGUGUCCCGACACUGAUCCCGCCACACUGAGCAAGCACUUCUGGUGGCCGUUUCUCUUCUUUAUUUACCGUUUUUUGUGUCGGUAGCAUGUAGCCUGCGACCAGUGACAUUGCCAAAGUGCGAGAGGGCAGGAAAAGGUGCACUCACCUCACCCAAGCGUACGCUGGUCUUAUCCUCGUGUUUCACCGCCGACCGUGGUCUUGUGUGGCCAAAGCAAGACCCAAAAGAUAAACUCUGUGAUGCCUCACGUUAAAAUUCAAGUCAGGAGAAGGUGAACCAAUGGAGCAGGAGUGCCGUGAUGCUGGCUGAUCAUCUGGCUUCCACCCCUUUCUCCAGCAAGGGCCAGGAUGCUCUCCUUCGGUCCGGGAUGCUCUCCCUGCAUCCAGGAUGCUCUUCCUGGGUCCGGGGUGCUCUUCCCAGGUCUGGGAUGCUCUACCUGCGCCUGGGAUGCUCUCCUCGAACACCCAAAUCCCCAGCAGGAGCAGAGGGUUCGCCAGACCCCAUGGCAGGACGCACCUUUCUCUGACUCUCAACUUGUUGGUACGCUACAGGGGAACAUCUCAACAGCAUCUUCUGCUGAUCUGGAAUUAGGGUGACUGAGAGGUUACGAACAAAGGACUAGACGCUUUGAAUUUAUUAUCAAGAUGAGUGUUUUGGGUUUUUUGUUUGUAUGUUUUGUUUGUUCAUUUUUAAAGCAGCAUUUUGGUUCCCCUAGAGGGACCAGUUCUUGUAGCAAAACCGAGAAUUACGGAAGCUUUUUUUGAAGGUGCCUAAUGAAAUUUGCUGAAAAUACUCAGGGGAGACACCACUAGAAACUCUGGUUUCUUCGUAAAAUAUACCGAACACAAUGACUGUCCUGAAGGAUCAGGUCCUGAAAGAGGAAAAAAAAAACCCAACACAUCAAAAGCUGAGCAGUCUGGAGACUGGAAGAGAACAAAAGGUAACCAGAAAUUCUUACCGACCAGCUGGCUCUGACCUUCAGCCUUUAACACAAACCCACCUGCAGCACAGUUGGGGUUUUUUACAGCAGAGAAUUCCACACAGCACAGAGCACAACAAACCCAGCCUGUGGUUCUCCUGGUGACACCGGGAACGAUGAGCCAGCGCCAACCUGUUGUCCCAGUGGAACAAAACCAAACCUGAAGGAAAAGACUGUUGCGAUGAAGCUGUCCCCUCCACCGACCCAAACCUGAGGAGCAGCAAAACUCCACUGCGGGACGGCUGCUACACCUGACACCGUGACUCUAGUGACAUUGGGUCAAGGAAUUGCUGUCGUGGACUUAACAACUCCACAUCACUACAGACCUCCAAGAAGAGGGGUGGCUGGAUGCUGCUGGCCAGGGACGGAGACGGGUCUGCUUCCAGACCCCAGUGCUCGCCUCGUACAGGAUUAAAUCCUCGUCUGCUGGAGCGGUAAUGGCUCAUUCGAGCGAUGUAUGGGGGAUGCACACACAGCCCAAAGUGGUUUGAGGAAGCAAACUCGGUGCCCUGACUACUGAGACGGGAAUAAACAGUGGCUCGAACAUGACGUUCCUUCCCAAGCACGAAGCAGCUACGUGAGGUCAAUGACGCCUGGACGAGGCUAAACUUUCUCUGCCCUGGAUUUUUGGAUAUACGUGAGGGAAAGCAUCUCAAGAGGAAAAGCUUUCUGCUCCUGCAAGCUAACAAGAUUUGCUUUUGCUUUACCGACUCUGUUUCAAUGGAAACACAGAAAACCUGCCUGUGGUGAGACAAUAAACACGUCCAGGGGGAACUGGGAGAGCAGAGCGGACAGAGCAGGGAGCUCUGCAGGUAUUUGCUGCUCACUGGUGUGGAUGCAGCAUCCCAUCUCCUGCCCCUUCCCACACACAGUUUGCUGGCUAUACCUCUCUCCAGUGAGUCGCAGAGCUUUGCUGCUCCCCCCUCUCCACUUUUCUUGCAAUAGAGAACAGCAGUGGGUGAAGAGCAGCAGGAGCACCGGGACAGGCGCACACCCACAGCAGCAGAUGCCCAAGGUCCAGCAAAAGGCUCCCUGGUUCUGUGCCAGCUGGAAAACCUGCCCUGGCAGGUGGAAAGUCCAGAGAAAAGGACUACAUCCUGGAAGGCACACCUGGGCACCCCAGGGAACAUGGAAAACCCAAAUGCUUCGGCUUAUUUUUUAUCUCCGAUAGACUGAGGAUGCAUUGGAAGAUAAUGGCAUAGCUCACAUCAGAACAAACUGCAACACAGUUCAUGGAAUGGUUUGGGUUGGAAGAGACCUCAAAGCCCAUCCAGUCUCACCCCCUGCCAUGGGCAGGGACACCUCCCACUGGAUCAGGGGCUCCAAGCCCCAUCCAACCUGGCCCAGAACCCCUCCAGGGAUGGGGCAGCCACCACUGCUCUGGGCAACCUGUCCUUUCUCAGUGAUGUCUACACGUUUGCUGCAACGUGAUGGGUUUGUGGGAACAAUUCCUCCUGCUCUCUGAGAGCAUGGCAAGGUGGAGCCACCGCACCGGGGGCUUCACAUGAUGGUUGCUCACUGGACUAACUGAAACUCAUCAAAACCUGAGCUUCUUCACCCUUGGCACAAUGUGCCCAGUCUCCCUAGGGAGCUGGUCCUCACUUCUCUGGGGAAGCAUCGGAACCACUUUACACUCGUGUGGAAGAACUGAAGCGGGAGAAGAGACAGCAGCGUGCCACGCUCACCUUGCAGCAUCAACUCCUUCUCGUUUCUGAACGCAUCAGACCAUGUGCCAGAUUCUUCCCCUCCUCAAACUACAACAGCAAAACAGCCAAGACACCCGGUUGCUUUCUGCACGCGACACGCCGGAGAAACCAAAAGCUUCUGGACUCCAGGUUUCUUUCCGGGGGAAUGUUUUAUUGCAAAGGGCAUUUUUUUUAACGUACUCUGUGAUUUGCAAAAGGUCACUGCACUGCCUAGGUAUUUUGUGUUAGAUUAGUUCCUCCCUUUCCUCCACCUUCCAUUAGGAAAGGGAAUUCAAACCAUUUGAAUACUUUCCAGAUAUCUUCCCUUAGAAAGAACGAUUAAUAUUAAACAGAAUCCGCUUUGCAGCCCGUUCCACACCCAGCGCUCGCAGCAGUGACUGAGCCGCACGCAGCACCCGCCUGAGACACAGAUGACCUUACUAUAGCACAGCGGAUGCUGGUGGGGGGAUCCAGGCACCCUACUUAAAUGAUAAGGACGGAUUUUGCCAAAAUAGCCUUGAAAUGAUACUUAAACAUCCUGAAACUCUAGUUAAAAAAGUCAGGGCCACGCAGCAAAGCACAGAAACCACUCUAUGAUCUCCUGCCCGGGUCUAAGUGACCCCCGGGUUUUCUACAAGCCUGGAAUGGGCUUUGUUUGCCAAAGCUGAAUGAACAUUUUCUAGGGCACCAGAAGGCAGACCAGGCUUCUGGGCUCAGUCAGAAAGCACCUCCUGUUCAUCAUCAUCAUAGCAUGCUGAGAGCCUGGGGAGAGGAGGCUUAGGCAUAGUUUUCCUGAAAUCAAGUGAGAAACACAACCAAGUCACUGCCCAGAAUCAGAAGACAAAACCUAUUCAGUGGCUUUGGAAAAUGCUACAGAGCAACAGAGACGGAGGGAAGCAUUCCCUCCAUGGCCACCUUUGCCAGCUCUUAAAGCCUUUUCUCCAGGAGCAGUUACAGACGUAGCUCUCGAUUGCAAAUACAAGACCCAAAAUUCCUCUAGGAGUGAGAUCAGGAUUCCCCUUGCUGACAGGGAAUCGCUUUUGUUCCCUGUCUUACACGAGAUGAGACUCGAAAAGCCAAGGCUGUAUUUGCCCACAUCACUGCAGGUGAGUGGAGUUAAUGCAUUUCAAUACCUUUGCUUGUUGAAGUGGGCUUGCAGACACUCCGCAGCAGCGCGUACAGUCGCAGGUCUCUGGUGAUCGAAGGCCAUGUAUAAAAUCAGCACCAGUGAUGUUUUUUCGGGCACAGGGAGCCUACCUUCUAUUUUCUUCCAGUUGACUCAGAUGCUUCUUCCCAGAUUGAUGUGAAACGCUUGGACAAUGCACAUCUCUAAACUUCCUUACGGGUGCGCAUUCGGUUACCGAUUUGGAAAAUAACUGCAUUUUAAAGGUCAAGGAACAGUGUUCAGACACCGUUCUCCUCGAUGGCUGGAUUCAAAGUUUAAAUGCGUUUUGCAUCACAGAUGGAAAAAGAUAUUAAGAGCUCUCUCUGCUUUCCUUUGGGUUUUCAUGCCUCGAGUCAGAGUUCUAAAAUUACCUUGAGUAAAAGCAAGGUUUGCAGCCCGUGAUGUGCCAAAGGCAUGACCGCCCCUGCCAACGCUUCGCUAGCAAAGCUGUUUCAACUGGAAGUCUUCCUUCUACUCCAUGUUUGCAAGCAUAGAAAUGCCCCCACCCUUGGCUGGUUGUUAGAGGGGCAAGAGUUGUGUUGAUGAGCUAAAAAGAAGGUUGAAAGGCUGCAGAAAGGAAUUCCUAUGGGUAAAAAAAGGGGUCUGCAGUAAGCCUGGUUGGAAUUGGUGGGGUAAAGGCGUGCUGCGUGCAACCCACCUGCAGUUAAGACACAACAGACUUGGUGACCAGAGGUGACAAUGCUCACCUUAACUGAGCUGGUCCGUAUUUAGGGAAGAGUUAGGUUUUAAAAGGAGACAGAAUAAUGUACAGUAAAGGGCCUACGUGUUUGUCUCGCUGUCUGAAUAACCGCCACACUGUUUAACCCCGUUCAUCUGCCUUGGGCACAGACACCAGGACACAGUGCAGGAGCAUCCAGGAGAAUGCAGCUUGCUUUGGCAGCUGCCCCCAAGAGCUGGUGUGCCCACUGUGCCUGGCUGCAGCUCCAAUUAUUUGUAUACCUCAUUUUUUUUUGUCCCCUCCACCUCCUUUUUAUCUUUUUUUUUUUUUUUUAAGAACCAGAGCUUAGUGCACUCUAUCACGUUCAGGUUAUUUUUUGUUGUAACUGUGCAAUGAAGAGCAAUUACCCGGGGCGUGCGUUUCCCACCUGCUCCCACGCCGGCUCCUCUGCUUCGUUUAGCACUUGCACUACUGAUUGCUGAGCUAAAGGGCACGGGAGGCCAGAGUGCUUCUCUGGAGGGAGGGAUGGUUUGGCUGGACAGGAGGUACCCCUCUUCCAUCUCUCCUCUUAAGAAGCAUGUGCAUAAACAGUGCUCCACAGGCUGCCUUUGUUUGCAGCUCUGCUCCCCUAACAGCUCGGCAAGGAGACGAGCAUCUCGGAUGCAAGGAGCUGAGGACAGCACUGCUGCUCUCUGAGGAGCAGAAAACCCUCAUUAAAACUUUUGCCUGGAUUGCGGAAGGCCAGAGAGAGCCUCCAAAGCAGGCAGAAAGGGUGUCUCUCUGGCAGAAGGGCAGCUGUAGAACACUGAUCCAGUUUCCUAGCAGGAUUGCUGUCUGUAUAUACCUGCUAGAUCCCAGCACUCGCUAAACAAAGGGAACUUUGCCCUAAUGCUUGCAGUGAGAACCGUGAAGCGAUGCUUGAUGCCAGAGAGCCUCUGGAUGGAGCAGCACCCCUCCCUGCACCCAGCCGGCCAGGGACCCUGGCAGCGGAUGCCUCGGAAUGUUAGCACUUUGAAGUUGGUGGCCUUGUUGUUUUAAAAGGGCUUGAUCUUUUCAUGCAGUUUAAACUAAAUAAAUAAUCUUCCCCAUCAUGUUGUCCUACUCCCCACCUCAAAAUUAAGCGAUGAACGAGCACCUGGAUCAUUUAAGAUACUGUCUAGGACUCAAGAAUCUGUCAUUAAUCUCAGUUUAUACCUCAGAUGUAAAAAUAUCUAAAUAUGUCUUAAUAACAACGCUUGGUAAAGUAGCAGCUUCAAGUCUGAACUGAACUUUGUCCUUGAAUUUGAUUACUAACGGCACCGGGAAAACCCAAACCCACAUAAGCACAGAGAAAAGCACCGAGGAAUUUUUUAGAAGCACCCAAACUAAAGCAUUUGUCCUAUCAAAAAAAGGCAGGAUUUAUAUUCCUGUACCUUACAAAUCUUUAAACACAGCCUAUGCCCUUUAAGGUGUGUUAGCUCCCCCGAAAAGUACGAGGGGGCAGAAUACAAAUAUGCACUGGCAAAGAAAAUUUACACAGAAGGGUCCAAGACGGUUACAGAUCUGAGGCAGCGAGAGAUGCACCCAGAAGGACUCGGCCAGGUUCUAACCACAGCCUUUGUCCCCUGGCUGCUGCUUCAGGUGGCCAAGAGGAGUAUCUGGACAGGGGUGCAUCUCGCAAGAGUGACAGAGCCACACAAGGGCACAAAUCUGUGCUACUUCACUUUUUCCAUCCUAAAGUCCCCAACCAGCUGUGCUGUGAGUUACGCAAACAAGAGAAUCCCAUUAGACUGGGAAAUUGUCACAACUUCAUUACCCACCAGCUAAUUGCUAUGAGGAGCUUAGCCUUCAAUCUCUAACGAAACAAGACAUCUCACCGUUUGUGUAGCACACGUCAACCUUAGGUCUUUCUGUGUGUCUGUUCCCUAAGGGGAAAAGAAGAGUUAGGUGCAGAACUUGUGCAGUACACACUCACCCUGAGUAGCUUUGCACUUUUGGAAGCCGGGAUGUAAUUAUAUUAGAGAAGAAAUCCGUCUGCCUUCACUAACCCACUCGUAUUUUGUGAUAAACUUUGCUUUGAUGACAGAUUCGUUAAGUUUAACAACUCCACCUUAAAAAUCAAUGUCACAGAGGGGUGAACUGGGGGUCCUCUAAGCCCCGGUUCAUGUUCAAGACAAGGGGAUAGGCUUGUGAUGGAUACUCGAGAAGGGUAAUAGAUUUAAAAAGCAAACGGUGAUUUUCUACCUGUGUUAUGUACUGUUUUAUAUGUGUGUGGUCUUUCUUAAUGUAAAACUCUUGUAUUUUUGUGGUUUCUAUGCAGCAGGACUGAUGGCUGUGAGGCUGCACGCUAUUUUGUAAAAUAUUCUUAGCCGGUUUUCCCAAGGAGGGAAAAAAACCCUGAAGUAUUCACAUUUUCAUUGGCUUGUACCUGCAUGUACAAUAUUGGGGCAGUAAGUGAAGAUGAUUAAAGCCAGCUUGAAAACUAUUCUUUGCUUGAGUUGAGCUUCUCAAAGCAUCCAGUCCAAAACCACAUGUGCAGCUUAAAGCAGCAGCCAACCUUUCCUUCCCAUUGUCCCCAAUACGCUGGGGAGGAGGGGAAGAGGGAGAAACCCUCUUUUUUUCUGAAAAGAGCAGGUUUUGACUCGAGAAAAGAAAUACUAGGAUAAGUAAAGCAGAGGCCCAUCAACUCAAGGCUCCCGCUGAGCUCCCCCCUGCACUGCACAAGCCUAAUGAAAACUGGCCUUUGUUUAGGCGACUCCCAAAGCCCCCCAGCCUGUCGUAUUCUCACUGUUACCACUUUUUGUAAAAGCUUAACAUUCACCUUUCGAAUAGACCUCGGUCAGGUUUUGUUGAAUGUUCAUGUAAAGCCGCCGUCCUAAUAAUUCCAGUUCUCCCUGCAGCCAGAGCUGCCAGAAUGCUGCGUUCACCCACACCCCUCAGCUGUGAGUCUCUUGUAUAUAAAAGUGUCAACUGACCUGAUUCUGCCUCUGCCGAGCCUGGUUCUUUGCAUGCCGAUAGUCCUUAGCAAACACCGUUCUGCGCCUGAC
This is a messenger RNA of Cuculus canorus (common cuckoo), 9460 nucleotides long. It is a transcript of the gene RIMS3, whose product is annotated as regulating synaptic membrane exocytosis 3. Bases 352 to 1281 code for a protein of 309 amino acids. Lineage: Eukaryota; Metazoa; Chordata; Aves; Cuculiformes; Cuculidae. Gene Ontology annotation, molecular function: small GTPase binding; transmembrane transporter binding. The transcript is spliced from 7 exons. The record is from RefSeq and is a predicted model, not a curated record. Gene Ontology annotation, cellular component: cytoskeleton of presynaptic active zone; presynaptic membrane. Gene Ontology annotation, biological process: positive regulation of synaptic transmission; regulation of synaptic plasticity; regulation of membrane potential.